Molecule: messenger RNA, 1367 nt
Organism: Gilbertella persicaria
Lineage: Eukaryota; Fungi; Mucoromycota; Mucoromycetes; Mucorales; Choanephoraceae
Exons: 1
Coding region: 217-1287 (356 amino acids)
Cellular component (GO): cytoplasm
Molecular function (GO): glutamine synthetase activity
Source: RefSeq, a predicted model, not a curated record
UGUAUAUUUAAAGAUGUAAAGCCAGGCUCAUACAAGAUUUGUACUUCAAAAAGAUAAGCAAAGAGUCACCACGUCGGGGAAAUUGAAUGAUAAGCUUUUUUUAAACAGUUGUACAUGAAUUUGCCUUUUAUGGGGAUAAUGAUAGGAAAUUCAUUUAGACUAUAAAUAUGAGAUAAAGACUACUUUUUUUAACGUUUUGUUCAAUUAAACAUUAAAAUGGCUGUCAUCUCUAACAAUGCUAUCCUCCAAAAAUACCUUGCUCUUGAUCAACGCGACAAGGUUCAAGUUGAAUAUGUCUGGAUUGAUGCCAACAAUGGUUUAAGAAGCAAGACUCGUACAGUUAACUUCAUCCCUACCAAGGCUGAAGAAUUGCCUGAAUGGAACUUUGAUGGUUCUUCCACUGGCCAAUCUGAAGGCCAUGAUUCUGAUAUCUUGAUCUCACCUGUUGCUAUUUACAAUGAUCCCUUCCGUGGUGGCAACAACAAGUUUGUCAUUUGUCAAACCUUCAACCCUGAUGGUACUCCUCACUCUACUAAUCACCGUUAUGAAUGUAACAAGAUCAUGGAAAAGUAUGCUGAUACCAAGCCUUGGUUCGGUAUUGAACAAGAAUAUUCUCUCUUUGAUCCUGAAACCAACAAGCCUUAUGGUUGGCCCAAGCACGGUUUCCCCGAGCCUCAAGGUAAAUACUACUGUGGUGUAGGUGCUGGUAAGAUCUUUGGUCGUGAUAUUGUAGAAGCUCAUUACCGUGCUUGUUUGUACGCCGGUAUCAAUAUUUCUGGUGUCAACACAGAAGUGGCUCCCGGUCAAUUCGAAUACCAAGUAGGUCCCUGUGAAGGCAUUGAAAUGUCUGAUUCUCUUUGGGCCUCUCGCUAUCUUUUGGAACGUGUUGCUGAAGACUUUGGUAUCAUUGUUUCAUUGCACCCUAAGCCUAUCAAGGGUGACUGGAACGGUGCUGGUUGUCAUACCAACUUCUCCACUGAAGAAAUGCGUCAAGAAGGUGGUUUGGCUGCUAUUGAAAAGGCUAUCAAGAAGAUGAGUUUGCGUCAUGCUGAACAUAUUGCUGUCUAUGGCGAAGACAAUGAUCAACGCUUAACAGGUAGACACGAAACUGGUCACAUUGAUGAUUUCAGUUACGGUGUUGCUAACCGUGGUGCUUCUAUUCGUAUUCCCCGUCAUGUCGGUAAAGAAGGAAAGGGUUAUUUAGAAGACCGCCGUCCUGCUUCCAACAUUGACCCUUACCGUGUCACCGGUAUCAUUGUUGAAUCCACCUUCUUCCCUGAAAACUAAAUCCUCACCUUGUAAUUUUAUUUAUUUCUUAUACAGUAGACCAUAUACACUUAAUAAACACUAUACAUAUAUCUGAUUUU